AUGGCCCUGGAGGCAGAAGGCGACAGGGGUUCAUCCAGAGGGGCUCAUGAGGGAUGUCCCCGGGCAGCGCUGGAGCGCAGCGGCUACGUGAGGACGUGUGUCAGCCCGGUGGGUCGGGACGGGGAGAGCCAGUCGUGGCUGAGGCUGGCCGUGACACGGACUUGCCGAAGAGUGCCGUCUGCUGUCUGCGUUGCCUCCGUCUCCGUUAUUCUCGCUCUGCUGCUCAGAUUGGUGGACUGGGAUGCAGGCAGCAGCAGCAGCAGCGGUAGGAGCGGAAAUAGCGGCUCUCGCCUUCAUUUAGCGGCGGACUGCGCUGCGGAGCUGCUCCUGACUGCGUGCCAUUGCGUCUCCCCCGUUUUCACGCUCGCAUGUGCCUUCUUCUGGGUCUGGCUGUGUCUGAUUCGCUGCGGGGUUCUGGUGCGGAGCGCCGUGUUUUUGUUAGCGCUGUGCCACUUGGGCGAAGCCGCGGCGCAGUCCCUCCUGCGCGGCGCCGAGGAGCAGCUGCUGUCCCUCACCGCCACCCUGGUCGUCCUCGGCUGCCUGGGCAGCGGGGCUCUCCUGGUCGUCCGGCUGGGACAGGGAGUGUCCAUCCUGGUCUCCGUGAGCGUCAUCAGGGCCGCGUCUCUCGUCUCUCUGGGCAGAGUCCGGGCCGGUUGGAGACCCUACCUGGCCUACCUGCUGGGGCUGCUGGGGGUUUUGCUUGCGAGGUAUGCUGACCGGCUCCUGCCGGCCUCGGGGACCGGCGGGACGGGGUGCUGUGGCUCUGUGACCGGGGCGAAGGAGGAGGACAUCCCUGUCUUCAAAAGGAGACGGAGGUCCAGCUCCGUGGCGGCCUCGGAAAUGAUGGCUCAGGCGCAGAGCAACAGCAAGUCCCACCGCAGGACUUCGCUGCCGUGCAUUCCGCGGGACCAGCUCCUGGGACAGCCAGAGUGGGACUACAAGAGACCUCUAAGCAGAUCCCAGUCUUCAGGCACCAGUAUGAUAGUUGACAUUGCGGUGAUGGGAGAGGCCCAUGGCUUGAUCUCAGACCUGCUGGCAGACCCCUCGCUGCCUCCUAACACCUGGAGCUCUCUGAAGGCUGUCAGCAACCUCCUCAGCACCCAGAUCAGCCUCCAGCCGCUCCACCGACCUCGCAUCCCCACAGACACACACACCUGCUCCGAUUCAGAGGAUGGGCCCGAAAAAUCAGAGAGGUUGGCCAUUCCAAAGCGUCUGAGGAGGAGUCUGCCUCCUGGAUUGUUGAGAAGAAUUUCAUCGACCUGGACCACGACCACCUCAGCUACGGGGCUGCCGACCAUCGAGCCGGGCCCAGUGCGCAGAGACCGCUCAGCCAGCAUCAAACACACUCCGGACAGCGAUUCAUGGAACAACUCGUUGAUGAUGACCAUCUCAAAGAGCCGCUCCAUGUCUGCCUCCUGUGCUGUCUCUGUCUCUUCCAACCACCUCUACAGCAAAUCACUAGAAAGAGCCGGUUUCGCUCCCUCCAGCAUAUCACCUCUGGGCUCUCCAUGCCCCUCUCCUCCCGCCCAGGGAACGCCCGUCUCCAGCCCCACAAUAAAGACUUGCUCGGUGCAGCUCCCCGAACCGGCGGGGCCACUGGCAGAGCGAGUCCCUCUCUCUGUGGCCUCCAAGAGCCAUCACAGAGCCUUAACUCACAGCCAGAGCGCCCCAAGCUCCACUACCAUUCACUGGCGGCCUCCUUCACUCUGUGGCAGCUGUGGCAGGCCGUUCAACAACCGACUAAACCACAGGGUAGAAUCCGGUGGCAAAGGAGAUAGACUAGCCCAUCCAGAUGAGCGUGCAGUAGCCUCAUCCGACUAUGACAGCACCUACGACAGCACCUACGAGACCAACCACAGUGACAGCAGCGACUUUGCACAGAACGAGGAGGAUGGAGAAGGAGGCAAGAAGCCACCUGAAGCAAGGGAAGGUUACAGGGAGUGUCCCGCAGAGAGCAUCAUUCUGCAUCCACUUUUGCCAUCGCCACAGGAUGAGCCCAUGUUAGUCCCAGAGGCUCCAGAGAUGGCGGGGCUGGAGCCUCUGAUGAGUCAACUCAACAACUGGAACUUUCCCAUUUUCCGUCUUGUGGAGGACACACAUGGCAAGACGGGCUGUAUCCUCAGCCAGGUUUCUUACAGGCUCUUUGUGGACACGGGCCUGUUUGAGACCUUCAAGAUUCCCAUUAAAGAAUUCAUAAACUACUUCCAUGCUUUGGAGAAUGGAUACCGGGAUAUACCUUAUCAUAACCGGAUCCAUGCUACUGAUGUGCUACAUGCUGUCUGGUAUCUCACCACUCAGCCUGUGCCGGGCCUGCCCACCCUGGUAACUGAGAAUGGAAUACACACUGACUCUACAAAUGGAAUUACACCCAGAGCAACAAGGUUCCUGGUGUCCAGAAUGAACUCUGUGCAACAAGAAGGCUAUGGCUCCCUUGCAGGUCUUAUACCUGGCCUGGAGCUGAUGGCGCUGUAUGUGGCUGCUGCCAUGCAUGACUACGAUCACCCUGGAAGAACCAACGCUUUUUUGGUAGCCACCAGUGCACCGCAGGCCGUCCUGUACAACGACAGAUCGGUCCUGGAAAACCAUCAUGCGGCUGCAGCCUGGAACCUUUUUAUGUCUCGACCCGAGUACAACUUUCUUGUUAAUCUCGAGCACGUGGAGUUCAAACGCUUCCGCUUCCUUGUCAUUGAAGCUAUCUUGGCCACUGACCUCAAAAAGCACUUUGACUUCCUUACAGAGUUUAAUGCAAAGGUAGGUGAUGAGGGACUGUCUGUUAUUGACUGGGCCAAUGAGAACGACAGAUUGCUGGUGUGCCAGAUGUGCAUAAAGCUGGCUGAUGUCAACGGACCGCUCAAGUGUAAAGAGCUGCACCUCAAAUGGACAGAGGGGAUCGUCAAUGAGUUCUAUGAACAAGGUGAUGAAGAAGCAAACCUGGGCCUUCCCAUCAGUCCCUUCAUGGAUCGGUCUGCUCCACAACUCGCAAAGCUGCAGGAGUCUUUCAUCACUCACAUUGUGGGACCGUUAUGCUCCUCCUAUGACUCUGCCGCUCUCAUGCCGGGACACUGGGUCGACCCAUCCGAGGGAGAGAUGGAACCGGAAGUCGAAAAGGAAGAACAGGAUACAGAAGAGGAGGACACAGCAGAUGAGGAGGCAUCGACAGGUUCCGACACCUCCCAACGGCAAGAAACCAAAAAGGUGCGCAGGAGGAAAGUGUUUUGCCAAAUCAUGCAGCAUCUUUUGGAAAACCAUGAGAUGUGGAAAUGUUUGAUUGCUGCGGAAACCCCAGAGGAGGAGCAGGAAGAGAAGCCGAACUGCAUCGGCAGCCCAUCCGAUCCCAUCACGGCAAUCCGAGAGGAGGAAGAGGAGCAAGCAAGCAAAGAGGAGGAAUCGGCUGAUGACCUCGAUGAAAGGGAAGAAGCUUUGCCCGUAGAGGAGGAGAUCCUUCCCGAAUCAGAAACUUCAGGAGAAAAUUAGCAAGAACUAGCGUGAGAUUCUGAAAAGCAAACUUUUCUAAAACCAGGAUUUUGAAUGCUGUUUCAAAAUGUUUGUUUCUUUCCCAAGUAAACUAAAUAUGGUAGCCAGCACAUCACUUUGACACAACACUGUAGAAGAUGUUUUUGGUAAAAUGUGCCUAACAAAAACAGGGUUGAGCGCUGGGCUGACACAUGACCAGUGCGCCUGACACGAGAAAAGGUGAGCAAAAUAAGAAGUGACCCUAGAGGGGUAAAACAAGAAGAAAAAAUAUAAUGAAUAUAGGGUUUGAAAAUGUUCCUUUUAAAUGUAAUGUUUGUUUUAGUCGGGAUCUGGUGUCUUGCCCAUACUGCUGUCUGGGCUAACAGCACUCGUUCGCAGAUUUACUAGAGGAUCCAGUAAUAUUUCGUCCCAAUUUGCCGCUGUUUCUGCUGCUCCCAAGCUUCAACACUCUGUGGAGCCACCCAACUGGUCGAGGAUGUGCAACAAGCCCCUUCUUGAGGACAAUGGGAGGAAAGUCAGGGAAAAAGCUGUGUCCACUCAGGCUCAGUUAUAUAGUUUAUAUGAAAGGAUGGAAGAAAGAAGUCAGAAGGAGUGCACCGAGUGUACAUAUACCCACACAACCUUCACACCCCGCACACGUCCCCCUCUACACACAUAGGAAGCUUAACAAAGAACCCUGUUGCUCAAGAACCUUUGUUCUCACUCAAGGAAAAAAAACAACAACACACAAAACAAUAUAUUUUGUCCACGUCAAACAGGUUUGCAGUCAUUUUCCACCUGUCUUUUGUUACUUAGUGAGCACAGCACACCAACAGUUUUCAAGGCAACGCAGCUCAGGAAAGCAGAAGCCUGUAGCAAAACAGAAACACAAAGGACUUCCAGUGUCGUGCAUUUAUCUUGUAAAUGUUAUUUUUUUCACUCCCUUUGCUUUUUGAGAUGUCUGUCCACUAACUCCCUGUGGCUUUUUUUGCACAAUCAUACAACUAUGGCAUGGGAUAAAACACACAAUGCUACUGAUUACACUAAAACAAGCUUAAGGA
This is a messenger RNA of Menidia menidia (Atlantic silverside), 4514 nucleotides long. Lineage: Eukaryota; Metazoa; Chordata; Actinopteri; Atheriniformes; Atherinopsidae. The record is from the annotation of a GenBank genome assembly.